Plasmodium malariae is the source of this 3681-nucleotide messenger RNA. RefSeq names its product conserved Plasmodium protein, unknown function. The transcript is spliced from 13 exons. Lineage: Eukaryota; Apicomplexa; Aconoidasida; Haemosporida; Plasmodiidae. The record is from RefSeq and is a predicted model, not a curated record. Bases 1 to 3681 code for a protein of 1226 amino acids.
AUGAUGAACGAUAGCGAAAUUUUAGAUCUUGAAAGAAUUCAAAACAAAAUAUUAAAUAAAAAGGAAGAAUACGACUAUUCCUUUAUAAUAAAUAUAGUUUUAUUAAUCAUCCAUGUAUUUUUGUACAUAAAAUUAAUUAGUAUAUACUACACUUAUAGUAAUGAUGAAUUUAUAAACUGCUUUAAUCAAACAUUAUCUUAUACCUUACAAAAUAAAUAUGUCUCUUUUAGCGAUAUAGGAAUAAUCCAAAAUAAUUUAUCAAAAAUAAAUAGCAUGUGCAAUUAUGAAAAAAUAAAUUAUUCCAGAUUUCAGAAGAAAAGUCCGCUUAAAUAUUCCUUACAAUUUUAUAAUAAAAAUGCUAACACGUAUAUAGAUUAUAUAAUUUCAUUUAAUCAUUUAUUUAAUUCGGCAAUUUUUAAAGAACAAACAAGUAUAAGCGUUACGCAUUAUUACUACUGGACUGAAUGGUUACUAUAUAUUUUAUUCAACCUCUUCACAUUUACAGUAAUAUAUAGGGACUGGGAGAAAAAAAAGACAAAAAAAAAUAUAUUUCAGAUAAGCAUAGUUGCACUUAUCAAUUUAAACAUCCUCUACCAGCAGUUUAUAGACUCAAUAGAAUAUAAUUCCUUCCAUGAAAAGACCCUUGAACUGUUAAUAUACUUGUAUUAUCUUUUUCUAAUCCUAAAUGUACUUAAAGCGUCUUCAAAACUUUGUACAUUGUUUAUUAUUCCAAUAAAAAUAAUAAAGCAAACAAUCCAAUACAACUGUGUACUUUUAGCAUUUCUUCUUAGUUUUUUACUUUUCAUAAUUAUUAACUACUUUUCAAAUGAUGAAAAUUUUAACAGCUACUUUAAUUCAGUAUACACCUUUUCAGACUCUUCGAAAUAUAAAAAUGAAUUCAUUUACAAUUUCCUUUUUGUAUUAAUUUUUAACUUCUUCUUUAUACCGAUGAUUAUUAUCGUAUCCACAGCUACAAUAUUUUUAGUUAUAUAUAGUUACAGUGACCUUUUUAAUUUUAAACCGCUAAAUAACCCCCUGUGGGCCAAACCAAAGAAGUAUUUCUUUCUCUUGAGGGAGGAUAAAAAAAUUGCAUCAAUAGAAUUAGGAGAAGAAAAGAAUGACAAAAAGGAUGGCAACUAUGGCGAUGUAGGGAAUAAUGAUAAUGAGGAAAAUUACGAAAAUGUGGAUAAUUACGAUAAUUUAGAGCAUUACGAAGACGUGGAAAAAAGUAUAAGAAUAGACAUUCUAAAAAUUUCAAAUAUGUUCAUUUUUUCCCUAUUUUUGAUUGUAUUCGUUCUGAAGAUAUUCUUUGAUCGAAAUUCAUUCUCUCAUAUUAAUGCAAAUUAUGCAAAGUUAUUAAAAGAACCCUUCAUAACUGAAACGAAUGAGGAAAAAUCUUUUGACAAUUUUACACAUUCUUCCGAAUAUUUGGAAUAUUUAAAUUCAAUUGUAAUAAAUAACAUAAUGAGGAAUAAGAAGAAUUUAAAAAAUAAAAAAUUGUUUGAGCUUGAAUCUGAUUUCAGGGAAAACAAUAUAUUUGUAUAUGAGAAUUUUUUUCAUAUUUUUCCUUAUGACUUAUAUGUAAAAUUAAGCGAAGGGGGAAAAGUGUUAGAAGAAGUAACAGUGGAUAACCCUUUGCUAUCGGACGAACCUGACACAAAAAAAGGAGAAUUAAAUCAGUAUAAGGACUUGUUUGACGACAAAAAUGGAGUUGUAAAAUACUGCAAUGCUUAUUCUGUACUUUACAACUUUGAACACAACUUGUUUGUGUUAAUAAACGUGUCAUAUAGCAUUCAAAAUAAUGAACAGUUCAGAAAAAAAAAAGAAAUAUUUGUGCAGGAAAUUAACGAAUUUAAUAAUACGAAUUACAGGAGUAAAUUAAUAAUUUUGAUACUCCUUUUAAUUAUAACUUUAAGUUACAGUUUCUCAAUAAUGCACUUGUUAUAUUAUGUUAGAAAUAAAUUUUUACUUUGUUUUUAUGUGUGUUUUUUCAUAAUUUGUAUUCUCUUCUUUAUCUUUAAUUUUAUGACAUUACAAUCAGUUAGUAAUUCUAAUGAUUAUGUGGAUCAUAUAAAAAAUAGAAAUAUAUCUGAUACGUUUAGCGUGAACAAGUUAGACAAAUUUAAAUCCUUAAUUAAUAACCUGUUAAGGAUAAAAGUGUGCAAGUUUUAUGGAAAUUUAUUUUCAUAUAUUAUUCUUGUUGUAGUCAUAUUGAAAAUUUAUAUCUUUUUUUUUAUAAAUUAUUUUACUGUAUUUGUUAAGUACAAGUAUUACUUCUUCUUUAUCACGGCAUCCAUCUUUUUCUUCGUUUUGUUGAUGUCCCUGCUGAGCUCAGGUGCAUUUUUCUGUUUCAGCAAAAAUUUCUUAACUUGGGUUAUGCUGUAUUAUCACAUUCAGACUAGCGAAACAUUUUCAGCAUAUGAAGUUUUUAACAAAUUUCUUUUUUUCUUUUUCUUGUUUUAUAUCACAUCAAUAUAUUUAUUUAUUUUUCUAAAAGAGAGUGAACAAAAUGUAAAAAUUAAACUAAAUAAAAAUAACGAGUAUAUUUUACCUUUUGACGAUAUGAUUAUUAAUGAUCAAGAUAUUUUUCUUUAUUAUAAAGCAGUGCUAUAUAGUUUAGACAAAACAUUUGAAAAGGUCAGGAUUUUAAAAGAAAAAUAUGAAAUAUGUCAAAUUAUAAAUCAACAAGUUCAGUGGUACAACCAUUAUUGCUACCAACAAUUUAUGCAAAAUAAUUUCCUGCACAGUCAGCCCAAUUUGGUAAAUUUUUACGACUAUAGUAUGAACGGCGCACAUGGGAUUAGCGAUGAGCUGUAUAACAACCAGCUUCCGAACAGGUCAGUGAAAAAAUUGGAGAUGAGGAGUCAGAGGAUGAACGAUAUUAAAAUGGAUGAUCAAAUGAUAAGCAACAAUGUAACAAAUGGUGAAAAGGAGGACAGGAAAGAGUCUACUGAUAAGUAUAUUCCUGAAAAUAAAAAUGGCAUGGCAAUAACUGCGGAUAAAAUGGAACAUACUGGCAUAGCUGAAAAUAGUCUAGGAAAUUAUUUACAAGAUUACAACGAACUAACAAUUGCCUUAGCUGUAGAAAACAUGAAGUUGUUUUUUACAAAAUUGCUUAAGGCAAAAUAUGAUUUCAAUUUUUUGCAUGAAAAAAGUGCAUACAGUGAGUCCAAUGUGCAAAAUGGGAAUAAUGGAAAAAUGCGACUGAUCAAUUUAAUCAAAAGGGGCAUGUACGACAAAAACUCUGUACAAAAGAAAGAAAGAAAAAAAAAAAAAAAAAGAAGUCAGUUGAAACAAAUGCUAAAUGAUUUAAACAUAGACUUGGGAUAUAUAGAAAAUAUAAAAUUAUCCUUCACGUAUAUUCUCUUUUUGAAAAUAAAAAGACAUAUACUUAUACACAAUAUAAACCAGUUAAAUAGCACUAAAAAAGACUUAAAGACUGAAUAUCAAAAUAAAAUUUUAUAUAAAAGUCAUUUGUUCAACUUGCAAAAAAAGCUAUCUGACGAUAUCAACGAAAUGGAAAAGAGUAUUCUCCUUAGGAACAAAUUGAAGAGUACCGUUAUUCAUGUUAUAAAGGACGAAACAUUUCACAAAAAGCAGGAGGAUCAAAAAGAGAAACAAGACAAUCACUCCGAGGAAGAGAUGAAGUCUGAUGGCGGUGUAUUCGGCAAACCGAUAUAA